AUCUUUUGAGCAAAGAAGGUAAAAUAAAUACCUAAACCAAACAAAUACUUGAGGCACAAGCCAACCAAACGUUUACAUUGGUACAACACAAGACAAGGUGGCAGUGGUGACUGGUGGGUGAAGCAGAAGCACACCACAUGAAACGCCAAACCAAAUUCUACACCGCCCUUUAAUUCUUUUCAGAACCCCACCCUUAAUACUCUGCGCAGCUUCGUUUCUUUUCUGUCACCCUUUUUCGAUUAAACCCUUGCCCUCUUCUCCAAGCAAUCACACCCUCUUCUUUCUGCUCCUCUACGUGAAGCCUGGACACCCCUUUUCGCCUCUUCACUCUUUCCCACCCAAAGUCUCUACCUUUAUCAGUUUACCCGUCUUAUAGCCUCCGUACAAUGUACCCCGUGUCCCUUCUUUCGUCUAAUUCCUCAAUUUGAGUCACUGGGUUGUUCUUAGUUUUUGCUGAUGGCUGAGGAUGUUUGACUUGUGUUUCUCACUUGUUUGAUUCUUUAGUCCUUUUUUCCCCUUUAAUCCUUCACUUUUUCUACCUCAUAGACCUGGCUUGCUACGCCUUCUUAUUAUUCUCUCUGGGUGUCGGAGGGUUUAUUAAAUUUAAGCAGAUUGCCUGAAGGUGUUUCUGUGGUUCAAUUUAUGACUAAUCGGAUUAGACACUAGGUUAGUGGUUACAGAGAGCAGGGAAUUCUUGUAAUAUAAUAUGAUUUUUUGUUUUAUUCUGUCUUUGAUUCAGAAAUAUUCAUUUUGUUGGCCCUUUUUUAAUGAAGCUAAUUGCUUCCGGUGAGAAGAACUUGAGACUGAAAUCGAACUCUUCAUUUUUUGAGGGCACGAGGGGUUAAAUGCAGACAUUGAGGGGUAUUGCUUUUUAUUGAAGUUUCCUCAUCGUCACCCAGCGUACAGUGAGUUUUGUACAUUUGUACAUUGAUAAAGAGUGAACAGGUUCUUGUUGCAGUCUGCAGAACAUCAUCACUUUUGAUCAUUUGCAAUUUGGGAAUUUGAAGAAAGACCUCAGUUUGUGAGAAGUUAGUUAUUUUAGCAUCGAUGAUAUUAACCAAGUGCUAAUAAGAAGUAUUGGAUUGGUCAUUAGGAAAAAGUGAAAGGAAUUGCGCUGAUAAUUUACACAUUUAACGUGAAGCACAAAUUAAUUCGAUCCUGGAAAAGGAUUGGUGUAAUUGAUAUGAAGAAUGGAAGGAGGUGAUCAUACAUUGGCACCGCAAUGGUUGAAAAGCAGUGGAAAUGACAGUAAAGUGACUGGUACAAACAACCAAUUCACAACACCAUACUCUGAUCAAAUGACUUACACCAGUCGGAAUCCUAGCUUCUCAAGGCCACAUAGUAGUUAUGAGAGAAGCUGGCCUGGUAUGGAUGGGGAGAAAGAUAUUGACAAUGACGGCCUGACCUCAGCAUCACAUGAUAUUCCUAUGACAGUUGGAAUCAGAAGCAAGGCUAUGAUGAUGCAGCAGUAUAAUAUUUCUUCAAGCACAUCUUCUAUGGGCCUCAGUAUGGCUGAGACAUUGGCUCAGAGUCCACAUCACUCUUACUCACCAUCACAAUUAUCUUCUAGUACUCAAAAGCUUGAAGAGUUGGCCCUUAAGCAAUCUAGGUUAUUAAUCCCAGUUACACCAUCCACACCUAGAUCCCUGGCUGCUAGCUCUUUGGAGAAAUCAAAGGCCAAGACAGGGCGGCAGCAGUAUCCCUUCUACUCACGGCGACUUGGUUAUUCAUUACAGGGUGCUCAUCCAAACUCAGAUAUACAGAAAACUAGUUCUGUUAAUUCCCAUAAUUUCAGUGCUUCAAGAGAGUUGAAUGGUGUCUCUUCAGUAGUGAAAGACAACUUAUUAAGUCCAAAUAGUAGAUCAUUGGCCGCCCCAGUUGGUGCCACUAGAUCCACUUCUAUACCUGCUCCCUCUAGAAGCUUAGGUAACAACAAUUCAACCCCUUCUUCAUGGAUAACAUUGGAGAAGAAACCAACUUUUCCUACCCAGAGCAGGAAUGAUUUCUUCAAGAAUCUUUCAAGGAAGAGUUCCAUGGAAAAACCUUCUUCUGAAGCCAGCACAACAAAUGUCUCUAGUUCUCCCAUUCCGAAAUCUAGAGAUGCUUCUUCAGUGGAUUCCUCUUCUCUGAACAUGGUGAGUGACUGCAGCUCCAUAAUUACAGUGAACGACAAUGCUGCCAAUGAACCUCUGAAACCUUCAAGCAGUGGAGAGAAUCAGCAUAUCAGAAAUCCAUUUCCUUUUACAGAAGAGGAAGAGAUUGCAUUUUUACGUUCACUUGGGUGGCAGGAAAGUGCUGGAGAUGAUGAAGGCCUCACUGAAGAGGAGAUACAAAACUUCUAUGAACAGCACAUGAAGUUACAGCCAUGAACAAUUAUUCUGCAACAUGUGCUUCAAUGACAGAAUGCACUGCUACUUGAUUCAGUUGCUGGAAGAUCAGGUGGAACUCCACAAGUAAAUUAUGUUUACAACUUAGAAGUUUUUCUAUUUUUUACUGUUAUUUGUUAAAGAUACAAACUCUGCUACAGGUUUUAGUAGGCGAAUAGAACUAGUAGGACAAUAGAAAUGCUUCACCAUACUUCAUUAUCAUUAGAAAUAGAAAAAGGGCAAGAAAUUAGUUUAUUUUGUUCUUUUCUUUUGAAACCCUAAACUCGAUUUUGAUCCCGAAUUGA
Molecule: messenger RNA, 2671 nt
Organism: Vigna umbellata (rice bean)
Lineage: Eukaryota; Viridiplantae; Streptophyta; Magnoliopsida; Fabales; Fabaceae
Source: RefSeq, a predicted model, not a curated record